CCUCCGCGGGGACAAUAGCGCGGGGCCAUGUCGUCCGCCGGCGGCCGCCAACCCAGCCAGAGCCGGGCUAUCCCCACCCGCACCGUGACCCUCAGCGACGCGGCGCAGCUCCCCCCGGAUUACUGCACCACCCCCGGCGGCACCCUCUUCUCCACCACACCGGGAGGCACCCGGAUCAUCUACGACCGCAAGUUCCUGCUGGACCGUCGGAACUCGCCCAUGGCUCAGACCCCGCCCUGCCACCUCCCCGAUAUUCCCGGCGUCACCAGCCCCGGCUCGGCCGGCGAGGAGCCCAAAGCAGACACCAACAGCUCGAACCACCAGGAGGGGAAGCCAUCCAUGGGGGACGACGCUCAGUUCGAGAUGGACAUCUGAGCGGGAACCACGGAGCGGCAGCGGCGACCCCCCCAGACCUGUGCACCCCACCUUCGGCUUAGCAGGAGCCGUCCCGGCGAGGCGGAGGUGGCAGCAGUCCCCCCCCAGCACCUCCCUCCCUGACCCGUGCCCCCCCACUUCUUUCUGGGGAGUCUGGCUCUGGCUUGGGUGACUGCUCCCAGCAUGUGCCGGCCGGAGGAGCCCUUCCAGGUCCAGCCCUGUUCCUCCACCCACCAGCAGCCUGAUCUCCACCAGGCUUCUUAAAACAUCCCUCUGCCUCUUCUGCUGCCUCACGCUGCCCCCAGGCCCCCCACAACCGCCCUGCCGUUCCCCCCCAAGCCUCCUGUCGC
This is a messenger RNA of Dryobates pubescens (Downy woodpecker), 725 nucleotides long. RefSeq names its product eukaryotic translation initiation factor 4E binding protein 2 (gene EIF4EBP2). The transcript is spliced from 3 exons. Gene Ontology annotation, molecular function: eukaryotic initiation factor 4E binding. NCBI's taxonomy places the organism in Eukaryota, Metazoa, Chordata, Aves, Piciformes, Picidae. Gene Ontology annotation, biological process: negative regulation of translational initiation. Gene Ontology annotation, cellular component: cytoplasm. The record is from RefSeq and is a predicted model, not a curated record. The coding region runs from base 28 to 375 and encodes 115 amino acids.